Mizuhopecten yessoensis (Yesso scallop) is the source of this 7813-nucleotide messenger RNA. RefSeq names its product fibrocystin-L-like. The record is from RefSeq and is a predicted model, not a curated record. The transcript has 27 exons. The coding region runs from base 1 to 7779 and encodes 2592 amino acids. Lineage: Eukaryota; Metazoa; Mollusca; Bivalvia; Pectinida; Pectinidae.
AUGGCUACUGCCGACGGGUGCUCGGCCGACGAGUGUCCUGGAUGGUUACUUGGAUGGAACUAUGGCUGCUAUAAUUUGCGGGAAUAUAUUACUGCAAUCAUCGCUGGUGCAACGCAGUUAGUUUUACGCAUAUUUUAUAUUUAUGGAGCAGAUGUUUUACUAGAUGAGUUGUAUUUUGGACAACAACCUACAACGUCAGAUACGGAUGAUGCUCAUCUACGACGUCUACUUUGCUCUCCAAAUGGUUACAGAAUUAUAGACGUAGAUGUGACAAAGUCUCAGAAUAGUUAUGAUGUCACUCUCAACUCUGCCUUUGCGGGACAUGGAUUUCCUUUAUUUGCCGUCGAUGAGACUCAGGUUCCACCAGAUACAAAUAUAUCAUUUACAAGAAUUGCCAGCGCGACGGCUCCCAUAUCCGGCACAUUUGAUCUGACCCUGAGAGGUCAAACACUGAAAUCAAUACCGGUAGACAUUGGAUCGGAUGAUAUAACUGCAAUAUUGGAGCAAUUUGACGAUAUCGGUGUUGUGCAAUCUGGUAUUUCUGACCAUCCAUUCAACCGAUAUUUGAUGUUCACAUUUGACACUUAUGCGGGUAAUUUGGAACAAAUUCAUUUGAAUGCCACUUUAGUGGGUGGUAUUAAUCCUACGGCAUACAUGCACACAGUAAGGGACGGAGAAUACAGGAUCGACCCUCUAUAUGGAGAAAUGUUACAGACAGCCCACGGCAAACACCAGGUCACUGUUACUAUAAAUGAUGUUCCGUCAAGAUGUACCGGGAGUUGUACCUACGAGUGGUCAUCUGGAAGUACGCCAGUGAUAAACAACAUCACCCACGUGCAAGAACUGCCGUACACUACUGCACAUAUUUCUGGUAAUGGUUUCAGCGACAACCUGAGUAACAAUAUCGUGACGAUUGGAGGGAUCAUUUGUAACGUCACUAUGGCCACCAGUACAUUGAUCACAUGUGAUAUAGAUAAUGUAACGGGUGGUGAACACACUGUAGCCGUAGAUGUACUGGGGAGCGGGUUAGCCAAGUAUGGAGACGGUAACGUCACGAUCUUCUUCAGUACGCAAAUUGAUGGAAUAAAACCAACUAUGUGUGGACUAGGAGGUUCGGUGAAUCUUUCUAUCAAUGGUAGAGGGUUCAGUGGGAAUUCCAAUGUGACAGUUGGAUCCAAGACAUGUGAUAUAUUGUCUGUUACCACAGCCAGAAUCGUCUGUCUACUACCACCAACAAGUGUUGCAGAAGUGGGGUCGGUAACAGUACAUCAGAAUGGAGUAUUGUCAGUAAUGGCAGAUAAGCAGUUCUCUUACAACGAGUCGGUGACACCUAGAGUGACAAGCAUAUCACCAGAAUCAACAAGGGUAUUAAGUGGAGAUACACUUAUUGUAAUUGGUGAUGGAUUUGAGGCAAAUGACACUGUGACGUUACUGGUUGGUCUAGCGGAAAUCAACAUCACAUUCCAUAACAACAGCUAUUUAACUGCAUCUUUGCCUCCCUGCUCUUCAGGAAGUCAUCCCGUGAAAAUUAUCGUUGGAGAGAAUGGUGCCGCCCUUACCUCUUCAAACGAACUACCCACCAUCACAUGUACUCUUGAAGUGACCAGUGUCAAUCCUCUCAGCGGUUCUUUAUUCGGUGGUACCCAACUUACUUUGACGGGAAGCGGAUUUACCCCCGAUGUCAAAGUUAAGGUCGGAACGCAUGAAUGUGAUGUCACAUCCGCGAAUGAUGAUCAGGUUAUUUGCUUAAUCGCCAGAACACGAAAUGUCCAUAGAGUGAACAACCUCGGGAACCAUCCAGCUUUUGGGAAGUACUACUACUGGAGUCCACAGCAUAUAAAGGUCCUGGUAGGCGACAUCGUGCGCUGGGACUGGGACUUCCCGUUCUACAUCACGACAAUGAAACCAAAGGUUGAAGAAACUUACAACAUUACGACAAAAUAUGGAAAGUCUGGAGGGUUUAGUAGUGGUGUUGGUACAUCUUCAGGAUCGUAUUCCCGUGAGUUCAGUAAAGCUGGCAAGUUUUACUACUGGAGUGGAAUAAUUGAUCCGUACAGUACCACGUGGUUCCAUGGAUCUGUAGAAGUGGUAGAUCGAACAUCCUUCCUGGCUGAUGUCACUGUAUCAUUAGGAAAUUUUGAAGCAACUUACAACAUAACGACUACUGGGCAGACUCCCUCAACACCAGAUAACACGACAUGCAUCAAUCCAACUGACUCCAGAAAUGACUGUUCUGAUCCUUACCCAGUUCAAUCAACAAAUAGUUCAAAGAUUCCAUUCGCAUUCUGGACAUGCAGAACACCAGUAAUCGAAGCAGUAAGUCGACAGAACGGUACCACUAAUGACGAAAUACUUAUAUCUGGUGAUGGUUUUUCUGGUGUAAGCUGCGCGAAUGAGGUAGCAUUUGGAGAUUAUCUGUGUGAGUCUUCCUCGAGUUCAGUGUCCUUUCUGAUUUGUAAUAUUACUGUUAAGAAUACACCACGGGUUGGUCGACCACAGUAUCUUAAUUUUCUGGUAAACGGUCAAGGUUAUGCUCAAGUGAACUUGGAUUCAGACCUUCUGAAAACGUUUACAUUGCUUCCACUGGUAAGAUUCCUUUCCCCAACAAAUGGAUCCCGAGGUGGUCACACACGACUUACAAUAUCAGGAACCGGAUUUGAGGAUGGGAACCUCAGCAUCAUGACUGAAGUUACCGUCGGUGGUUAUACAUGUGGUAUAGUAUCGAUUUCGUAUAUGCAGAUCGUCUGUUUAACACCGAGUUCCACAAGUAUUGGACACCGCGAAGUGAUCGUCGUUAUCCAAACCGCCAGCAACACGCGCAUCCCUGCAAACUGCGAUGAAUCAUGUCAAUUUGUGUACGAUGACCUAGUGACCCCAACAGUAACUGAUAUCAGCCCCAGCAUCAUAACAGGUGAAAACACCACCUUGGUCACUAUUGUUGGUACAGGUUUUGGAGAUAAAACGCAUAAUGUAAACGUGAGCAUGACUUCAUUAGAGGAACAUGAUUGUCUAGUGAUAAAUGUGUCGGAUUCUGAAAUUAUUUGCUCCUUGACUAAUCUACCGUUAGGUCUUAAUCAAGCUGUGGUGGAUAUAUCCGAUAAAGGACGGGCGUUAUAUACUAAUGGUGAUGUUAUUCUGACAAGUUUACCAACAGUAUCAGCAAUUCUGCCAAAAGAGGGAAGCAUAUACGGAGGAACUUACGUCACAGUUGCUGGAAAUGGAUUUUCUUCAGACGUAACUGUUCAAGUAGGUGGACAAUCGUGCGAGGUUAAAAACACAACAUUAAAAUCACUGAUUUUCAUAACUCCUGCCAUCUUAUACGGAGUGAAAGCUGUGACUAUACAAGCUAACGGUGUCACUUUUCCCGUGCAAACAUUCAACUUCACUGACAACGUUUCUCCAAAAAUAUUUGCUGUCAAUCCGUCUUCAGGAACGAGAAAUGAAAACAUCACUAUCACCGGCUUCAAUCUGGGAAAUACAUUAAAUCAGACAAACAUUUUUGUAGGGGCAAGUGAAUGUCGUACAACUUCUGUCAAAGAUACGGAGAUCAAAUGCACUGUGGGUAGUAACCGUGCAGGGACAUACAACGUUUACGUGAAUGUGCACGGUUUUGGAGACUCUAAUGAUGAUGCUACUUUUACUUUUAACAUGACGGCAAAGUCGAUUUCACCAAAUUCAGGCAGUUUAGCUGGAGAUCAGACAGUCACACUAUCCGGUACGGGAUUUGACGACGGAAUGGUUGUUACUAUCUGUGGUGAUAUUUGUUACAUGUCAUUGGGAUUUACAACAGAUUCAGCGCAAUAUGUGUGCAAAACGCCACAUUCUUUAGGCUCUUUUUCUAAGAAUUGUACCGUCCAAGUUUCCGUCAAUGGCGUUGUUGAAACUCUUUUGGAUGCUUACACAUAUGAUGAUGCUACUACCCCGGUUGUUGAUUACUUAACUCCUAAACGCGGAGGCACCGCAGGGGGAACCCGCAUCACAAUAUUUGGAUCAAACUUUGGGUCGACACAGGUUGCAACGUUUGACUGCACGUCUUCAGUGACGAUUGCUGGAACUUUGUGUAACAUCACGUCCUGGACAAACACACAGGUAGUGUGUGUAACAGAGGCUCAUUCGAGGUCGGAGAGGGCUGUUGUCAGACUGGAGACAGGCUGUAAUGGAAAGGCAAAGGAGAUAAAUGCGGGAUUCCACUUUGUGGACGUGUGGUCAUCUGCGUACACUUGGGGAGGUACUGAUCUUGGUCUGCCCACAGCCGGAGACAUCGUGGUCAUUCAAAAGGGUCAGACCAUUCUACUCGAUACAGAUACACCGGUCCUCAAAAUGCUCCUCAUACAAGGCGGGGAACUUGUUUUUGAUGAAGAGGAUGUGGAACUGCAGGCUGAAAACAUAUUGAUAACAGAUGGAGGUUUGCUGCAGGUUGGUACAGAGGCUGUACCAUUCCAACACAAGGCAGUCAUAACAUUACAUGGGCAUGUUGGAUCCAAAGAGUUGCCGAUAUAUGGAACAAAAUCACUGAUUGUCCGAGAAGGAACACUAGACUUGCAUGGGGCACAUGUUCCUAUUACCUGGACAAAACUUGCAACGUCGGCUGCCGUUGGAGACACACAAAUAACGCUUCAACACAAAGUCACCUGGCAGAAAGGUGACACUAUAUUGAUAACAACGACGGGUGGUAUCAAUUCACAGUAUGAAAGCGAGACAGCCACAAUAACAUCGAUUGCCAUGAACAGGACCAUUACAUUGAAUAGCCCACUGACAAACCAACACCAUGGAAUUUCCGAAUUCGUUGAGGGUCGAGAACUUAAUUUUUCCGCGGAGGUUGGCUUACUGACUCGUAACAUCGUUAUAAGAGGAUUUAAAGACUCUUCGCAGGUCACAGCUUGUCCAGAUGGCUUUGAUCCAGGUUAUUUCGAGGUUUCGACAUGUUUUCAAGGGAGACAGGAGGGAGGAAAUAGAAAAGACCAGUUUGGAGCACACGUAAUAAUUCACACAACAGACCAAACGAAACAGCUAACAACAAGUCGCAUAGAGUUCGUUGAGUUCGUCCACGUCGGACAAGCCUUCCGUCUUGGUCGGCAUCCUAUCAACUUCCAUGUGACUGGUGACAUGUCCAAGUCGUAUGUUCGUGGAUGUGGAAUUCACGACACGUUUAAUCGAGCUAUCAACAUCCGUGAUACACACAACCUUCUUGUCGAAAGAAAUGUGAUUUACAACGUAAAUGGUGCGGCAAUAUAUUUGGAAGAUGGAACUGAGACUGGGAAUCUAUUUCAAUACAACCUUGGCGUGUUGGUGAAAGGAAGCUCACAACUAUUGAACGAUGAUAUCUCAGCAGCAACGUUUUGGAUCACAAAUCCAAACAACACUUUUCGUCACAACGUUGCUGCUGGUGGAACACACUUUGGAUACUGGAUUUAUUUGGAAAAUAUCGCAAUAUCCUCUUUAACUGGCAGGCAUAGACCGCAAUAUACUCCUCUCGGUGAAUUCAACAACAACACUGCACAUUCCUUAGGAUGGUACGGCUUAUGGAUCUACCCCAUAUAUACUCCGCGUGUGAUGUAUGCAUUCGACUCAUUCUCAUCAUCUCGAAAGGCUGCAGUAAUAAAUAAUAUGUACGUGUGGAACUGUCGCAAGGGAAUCGAGAUAGCCGAUAUGGGAGCCAUACAUAUCAGGGGUUUGAUUGCUGUAAAUAAUGUGUACGCUGGAUACGAAGGUAAAAUGGUAGUAGAAGGAAAUCAGUAUACUGACGAUGGACCAUUAGUUGAGAACUCUCUAAUCGUUGGCUACGUUCCGAGUAUGCCAUCACAGGGGUGCACGAAUGGAGGUGUUGUAUCUCCCUACAAGUUUGGAUUCACCAUUCGUAAUGUCAGUUUUGUUAACUUUGACCAACCCGACUGCUCGGCACUGACUAUCACUAGGAUUCCAGAACAGUGUGACUCUCUCUGUGGUGGAUACAUGUACAGAACUCAGAAUCUGACAUUUACGAAUGUUGAUUCUCGCGUAAGGAACGACUGGAUCUGGGAAUCGGUGUACGAAGACAUGGACGGGUCGCUCUGUGGAUAUGAUUUAUGUAAGGUGGUACCAUGCACUGAAACAUUGCCAACAAUGUGUACCAUCUUCUCACAAAACGCUACCAGUGUUCCAUUAUGUACUUGUCCAUCGGAAGUGAAAUUAUUUCGUUUUGCCAUAAACCCUUUCACAUACAGUAUAUCUGCAACCACUUACUACAUUUCAGUGUGGCCACUCCUCUUGACAAACAAGUACGGAACAACACAGCACCAAUAUCGGUAUGAUGCUAUAGACCCGUCCGAAGGCUGGAUGACUAACUUCGUAUCUGGUGAAUCAUAUCAAUCAAAAUUCAACGUUGUUAUCACGUUGACGAAUAUAACAUACAAUGGAUAUAUCUAUAGGAUGCAGGUAAGUGCAGGAUAUGCUAGCUUUGGUAACGUCGAAUUUUUCCAUACUGGACAGUUCCGAUAUUCUCUAUUUCCUCACUAUCCUUCUCUGACAUAUCGGAACGUCGGCACAGUAACGGAAGACAAAUCGUCGUUUGUGACAAAGUGUACAUUUCACCAUGGCUUCUCGUCAGCUGUAGGCGUGUACGGAACCAACAGUCUCGUAGUGACGGGAAAUGUCAUGCAUCACUCUGUUCUACUAGCGAUCGAAACGCAAUCCUUCAGGACGACAAUUCAUCGUAACCUAGUCGUACUUGUGAGUGGCAGCAGUUCCCGUUUUGGAGCUAUAAGUGGAAUGGGCUCCAAAGAAUUGACACUAACAGAUAACUCGGUCAGCGGUACUAAUGGAGUAGCUUUUCAUGUUCCUGGCGUAGAAUGUGGACUAACAUCCGGUCCAUCUGGAAAUGAAGCCCACAGUUCAUCUAUAGGCUUGGCCAUUUUUCCAGGGGAUAACGUCCAAGGCUCUUGUUACCAAGUAUCAAACUACUUCAUCUGGAAAUGUUAUGACAUUGCAAUAUAUUACAACAACAGACUGUCUGUAGUUUUGAUUAAUAAUACAAUGGCAGAAAAUACUCUGGGAAUUUACAACCAAAUAAUAGGACCAAGUGCUGCUGCUCAUUUGUAUGCGGCGAAACAAUGUACCGUAAAGGACAGCAUCAUCAUCGGAACGACCUCAUCAUAUAACUGCACCACCGACCAGGCUAAAUCUACGGGAAUAAGUAGUCAGAUAACUGGAGGUCAUGUCGGUUUGGUGUUUGCUUCUUUCAUGCAAGGAAGUAACAGCGCUCCAUUUUACGGCCUGACUGGAAUAAGGAACUACCCUGCAAUCAUGGGAAUUAUGAACGUUGAGGGUGUAACGUUUGCCCAUUUUAAGACGGUAUGCGGUACUAAGGACGUCAUGUUGACUACAAACAAAGCUAACGAUGAUGGACAACACCCUGUGGUGACUAGAAAAAUCACCAAGUAUAACUCAGAACACGAUAGCUCCUUCUUUAUUCAUCGACCGAACAUCGAGAAAAUAAAUCCGAGAGACUGUGUUGAUAUGGACUGCGAUGGACUAAAGAAAGCGUUAAUAAGGGACGAGGACGGCACGUUCUUAGGCUCAAUAGGCUCUGUCCUAUCUCAGUCAGAAUGGGAAUGGAAUGGUGUUCCGAAUAGGGGAUUGGGGGACUACAGGAUACCGUUGGAGAUGCUGACCACCCUAACAGGAGAACGUAUCAACGUUAGUAGCAUCGCGCCACACAAAGGUAUGAUGUCGAAGUUCGAGUCCGAAUCAAUGAUUCGCAUGUAUUUGUCUUAUAUUCGUCAUUCAAUUGAUGCAAGCUAAUAAUGCGACGCCAAUUAUGCUGAUUUACUAAAAU